Messenger RNA from Gossypium arboreum, 462 nucleotides. RefSeq lists its product as uncharacterized. The transcript has a single exon. The coding region runs from base 1 to 462 and encodes 153 amino acids. The record is from RefSeq and is a predicted model, not a curated record. NCBI's taxonomy places the organism in Eukaryota, Viridiplantae, Streptophyta, Magnoliopsida, Malvales, Malvaceae. Gene Ontology annotation, molecular function: RNA-DNA hybrid ribonuclease activity; nucleic acid binding.
AUGGGAAUUCGGGCAGCUAUAGACCACAAAAUCAAAGUAUUAGAAGUGUGUGGAGAUUCUGCAUUGGUAAUGUAUCAGCUUAAAGGUGAGUGGGAAACGAGAGAUUCGAAAUUGAUCAGUUACCAAAAGUUAAUCCUGGAGUUAAUUGAAGAGUUUGAUGAUAUUACCUUUCAUUACCUCCCGCGAGACGAGAAUCAGAUGGCUAACGCCUUGGCCACACUAGCUUCCAUGAUCAAAGUAAAUGAACAGGAGGAUAUGAAGCCAAUUCAGAUGAGUAUUUGUGAGGCUUCAGCUCACUGUUAUAAUGUCGAUGAAGAGGAAGAGAGAGAUGAUCAUCCUUGGUAUCAUGAUAUCUUACAAUAUGUGAAGAGCCGUGCGUACCCAGAUCAAGUAACCGAAAAUGAUAAAAAAACAUUGAGAAGGUUAGCCAGUGACUAUGUCCUAGACGGUGAGGUCCUAUAG